This is a messenger RNA of Cephus cinctus (wheat stem sawfly), 5874 nucleotides long. Its product is annotated as transient receptor potential channel pyrexia. Gene Ontology annotation, molecular function: monoatomic ion channel activity; protein binding. The record is from RefSeq and is a predicted model, not a curated record. The transcript is spliced from 10 exons. Lineage: Eukaryota; Metazoa; Arthropoda; Insecta; Hymenoptera; Cephidae. Gene Ontology annotation, biological process: monoatomic ion transport; transmembrane transport. Gene Ontology annotation, cellular component: membrane. Bases 182 to 3382 code for a protein of 1066 amino acids.
AAGAAGCUAAUAUUAGAUACCAACCAAUUCAAAGAUAAUACUCCUAGAAUUCCGUUACGAACAUUUUAGUUUAAUGUUCUUUCGUGAAAUCUACUCGGCAUACUAGUUGUACAUACACUUCGAAUUAAUUAGCUGACAGACAUAGACACUCAUCGUACACAACUAUAACGUAGUGAUCAAAAUGGAGAAGAAGUAUAAAUAUCUGGAAAUCCCUACAAAAAAUCCUGAUGAGGAUGACAAAGAGACAGCUUCGUUUAAGUUGGCCACUUCGUUGCCACUAUCCCGAUCAUAUCCCGCUUCUCCGUCUCCUGCAGAAUCUCUGGAAAUGAUGGGCGGUCCUCCCCUUAGACGUAGGUUGGAAAGACGACGUAUGAGACUCAACAUGGAACUAAUAGAAGCAAUUGUUCACAACCAAUUGGACGAAGUAAAACGGUUACUUGAAAAUGGUGCCAAUGCCAAUUCUACAUGUAAACAAUCCAGAAUAUCGUGCUGUCAUAUUGCAAGUUUCCUCGGCUAUACGGAAAUCCUUGGCGUCCUCUUGGACAAUAAAGCACAGCUUGGAGCAAAGGAUGCAAUGGGACGAACUCCGCUUCAUCUCACAGCCUGGGAAGGUAAUCCUGACUGUCUAAAGCUUCUUCUAUCGCAUGCUCCGCACUUGGUCAAUGUCAAAACCGAGGAGAUUUUCGUCAAGGAGAAGAUUCCGAUAGAGUGGUUAGACUCUUGGGAACACGAUCAUCAAUCUGUUACCAACAUGCUUCCGAAGAUAGAAUAUGGAAGUACUCCUUUACAUGUGGCUUGCAAACGUACUGAACUAAUAUGCGUACAACAUCUUCUCGAUGCUGGUGCAGAUUUGGAAAUAACGGACAGUCGUGGUUUACGGCCCCUUGAUGUUGUGGGAGAAAAUCUGAUAGAGUAUCGUGAGGAAGGAGACGUGGAGUUCAGAUUUCCCGAAGUUAUCAAGGCCUUAAUAAAAGCUGGAGCGCAACACUAUCUCUCGAGUGAAUAUGAUCAUCAUGGAUAUCGAGUGACUCCUCUUCACACAGCCGUCGAAUUAGAAUCAGAAGAAGCAAUCUCGGUUUUACUUGAAGCAAACUUUCCGCGUGGAGUGUGGAAUGCCAAUGGAGAAACGCCAAUGCAUGUGUGCAUACUCAAAAAAAUAUCCACCCCCUUGAAAUUACUCCUAAAUAUUGUGAACAACGAAAUACCUCAAAAUUACCUGGACCCAGAGAAUUACAAGGGUAUGACUCCGUUGCAAACGGCUGUUCGAGAAAAUUGGGUACCUGGUGUAAGCAUUAUUUUGGAAGCUGGUGCGGACGUAACGCUCACGUCGAGGGACGGUUACACGGCUCUGCAUCUUGCGGCCGUUGAUGGAAAUGUGAAAAUAGUACAAGAAAUACUUAGCAUUCCAGAUGCGCAGGGGAUUAUCGAAGUGCAGAACCAGUUGGGAGAAACACCGUUAUUUUGUGCUAUCAGCAGCCGCAAUAGUGAAUGUGUUACAGAACUGCUCAAUUUUGGAUGUAAUCUAAAGUACAGAAUGCCAGGAAAUAUAACAGUGUUUCAUAGAGCCGCAGAGUAUGGGUUAAAUGAAAUUUUGACUAUAUUAUUGCAAAAGGAUAGUAAUAUUACGACGAGGUUGAUAAACGUGAAGGAUGAACUAAAGAUGUCCGGCAUGACGCCAAUGCAUAUGGCUGCUCAGGUGGGAAAUGCAGAAUGCGUGGAGACGCUAAUACAAUCAGGGGCAGAUGCAACUGCAAGAACGACAAACGAGCCACAUUACAAUUCAACUGCAUUGCAUCUUGCAGCCACACUGAAUCAUUUUGACGUGGUGGAAGUUCUUCUUAAACAUGAUGUGGAUCUAAUUAAUCUUCAGGAUCUUCACGAAUGGAUGCCGCUACAUGUAGCAUGCUACCAUUGCAGUAGAGAGUGCAUUAGGUUACUCGUUAAUGCAGGUUCUGAUCUUUCGGCUGUAGCUUUGGAUCAGGAACGGCGUCGACGUACAGCCAUUGAUUUUCUGGUUUACAAUGUUCCGAGGCCUGUGGAAUUUUUAGAGAGUAUUUUCGAUUCUGCCAUCAAUAUUAAUGAAUACACCAUCAAUGAGCAGAAUUGUUUAGUAACCGUCGAUUAUCAAGUACUUGCACCUCGUGGUCGGGGUAUGGAGCAAAUGCAUGUAAUAAAUUCGUUGAUGAAUACUGGAAAUCAAUUUGGGCAGAAGCGACUUUUAAUUCAUCCGCUGAUCGAGAGCUUCUUAUGUUUGAAAUGGCGAACACUCAGCCCUAUAUUUAUGGUGACUUUAGCUAUAUAUGCAGUUUUCGUUGUUGCUACGACUCAACUCAUCACAGGAAUUUAUUACUAUCAAGACAACGGCGAACAACCUCCGAUUGUCCUUGACGUAGAAAUCAACACAUACAUAAUGCUUGUCAGUUUAUUUCCCAUCGUCAUUCAGGAACUUCUCCACGCGAACCAGAGGUCAUGGGGUUACAUUCAAGAGCUGGAAUCUUGGGUAAAAUGGGGUUCGUUAAUCUUUUCUACGAUGGUGGUAUUUUUGGAUCAUGGACCUACAAGAGAAUUAACUCGCCACAUAGCUGCAGUUGCUGUUCUUCUCGUUUGGACAGAGCUUAUGUUUUUACUAUCACGCUUUCCAGAAUGGGGUUAUUACGUGCUUAUGUUCUCUAAAGUGGCCAUCAAUAUCAUCAAGGUGUUGCUGACAUUUGGUUUCCUGGUGAUUGGCUUCACGUUUAGCUUCCUUGUACAAUUUCGAAAUGAACCACCCUUUGGUUCUCCUUGGCAGAGUUUUGUAAAAACGAUGGUUAUGAUGACCUCAGAGUUUGAUUAUUCCGAUUUAUUCACGGAUCGGGAAGAUUAUAUUGUAACGUUGACUUUGGGUCGAUUGGUUUUCGUUGCAUUUCUCGUGCUUGCCGCCAUUGUUCUUAUGAAUCUUAUGAUUGGUUUGGCAGUUAAUGAUAUAAAUGAUCUUGAGAUCCGUGGAAAGACUGAGAGACUGUUCAAACAGGUGAACUUUCUUUGCAGUCUAGACUCACUGGUUUAUAACGAAUUCAUGUUGAAAUAUCUGCCAAUCCAUCUUAGACAAAGAAUGGAAAGAGGUCGUUUUGUUGAUACAAAAAUGUUCAUUUACCCUGGGAGACCAUUGAGAACUCUUUUUAAAAUGCUUCCUACCUCCAUUAAAGAGGAAAUAAUCCAAAAGGCAAUUGCUGGUAAAAGAAACGAAGAGCCUAAAUUGGCCGACGUUCUGUCACAAUUGAAUGAGAUAAGGAGCCUGAUAAACUCAAAAUUUAAAUCAUCUGGCAUCGCGAAGGAGACUUUUGUAAGCUCGGUGUCUUUGCACAAGGAGAAAUAUAACGCAAAUUCAGAAGAACAUGAGUAACGUUAUAGAGGAUAUCUCAAAUUUGAGAAAAGACUCAAAAAUUCUGUGGACAGAAUCGACUAAUGUAUUUGAGGAUGUGAGGAAGUUUUUUACUAUUUUUCAAACUCAACUGAAAUAGCUUAGAGAAGCAUUGGACGUCAUCAUGAAUCCCAUAAUUACGUAGCUUGAGCAAAUAGAAAUCAAAACCUUAAAUUUGCCAAGUUUUUCUCUUUCUAUUUUAUGAUAAUUUCUCCGGUAUUAUUUUAUGGGACGUUAUGUGGUAUGCCGCCAAUCAUAUAAUUGGAAUUGAUGCAGCGCUUUAUUCACUAAUGUAAGUUAUACGUGCACAUAUAACUUGUGUAAAUCUUCUAGGAUUGCACGGAUAUUGAUUAUCGUCAAGUAAUAACUUUAGCUUUAAUAAUUUCGUUUUAUUGAAGAUAAACAUACUGUCCAAUCAUUCUAUUUCAGAUAUAUAUAUUUGAAAAAUGAUAUAAGUAUAACUAUCUUGUUAUAAAAUAAUUAAGAUAGUCAUAUAGUUCUAGCUGCACUACAGAAUGCUUAUAUAGGCUCCAAAUGUGUAUUUCAUAAAAAUAAUAUGUAUAUAUUAGAAAAAAAAAUGCUUCACUUUUGUGAGUGAACUAUAUAUUUUAUUUAUAUGAUAUAAUUUGAGAAAAUUUCUCCUUUAAAAUUACUGUUUGCCCAUCGUGUGUUAGAAAUGAACAAUUUUCAAAACUCGUUAUUCCUCUUCUCUUCAGUAAAUUCGUUCAAAUUUGAUUUAACCCAAUCUUUACCCGUGAUAAGAAAUCUGGCUCAGCUCCGUUUAAAAACAUCAAGUGUUAUAAUUUGAAGAAAUACAUUUUUGCCAAAUUAGAAGAUACAUUGCUGCAGAAAAAAUUCCGGACAUGGGUUUAAAUUGGAAAAAAUUUAAGUAAAACGUCAGUCCAUGAAAUCCGUUUUUAAUUUUGAGUUAUCCAGGCCUUGCAUCUCUGUGCAAGCGAUCCUUGAGAGAAAUUAGUGUUUUUUAUGAGUUUCAUUAAUUCGCGUUUGGAUUUCCGAUGCAAUAAGCUUCUUGUUCAUUUUGGACAUUAUUAAUAAUAACUGGUCUUCCGCUUUGGAAAUGGCUCAAGACCUUCCACUGCGUGCUUUGUCCUUAUUAGAGCGUGUUAUCCGGACGAGAGUGAUAGCAUCUCCAACAGUGGACCGCGAUAUUUUCCGUUCUUCGGUGAUAUAACGUAGACGGGGAGGGGGAUAUACAGUUUUCUAUAGACAAAUCGUGAACACGAUUUAAUCGACCGCUGCCCAAGAAAGACUGGCGCAAAAUGGUUUGAAUACAGUUUAGGCCUUGUCUGGAAACUCUUCGACACUACAGUGUAUAUCCCACAUAAGGCAAAGAUCUUAUGGAUAUCCUUUGAACGUCUUCUGGAUGUAUUUUAGAAGCGUCCCGUGAACGUGCCACGGUCAUAGGACACUUUGUGGUAUGUAAUCAUUGAAGACGUUAUUUUUUAGAAAAAGAUUCUUUUGAGUUGGAUAUCGUGAUGGUCCAUAUUCGUUACGGGUGAAAAAUAUGAAAGUUAAUUUUUUUUACGAUUUAAUUGAAAGUAAAGGAAAGUAAUAAUUUUUUACAAUUUUUUAUUUCGGAUGUCAAUACUUCAUUUAUAUGUGUACACGUAGGAUAGAUGAGUAGCAUCGUGAAAAUGCAGUUUUUCUGUUAAAGGUAAUUUUUAAUUAAUUAUAUAGAAGAGCAAGAUGGAAUAAGCGCCGGGAGAUAAAAUUCCUAAAAAAUUUGAUGAUAACCAGCUAAAAUAAUAUUUUGCAGUAGUUUAAAUUAUUAUGUUUUCAAAAUUUCCAGUUUGGCUCACCUUACUCUGUAAUAAUGUAUUAAAACUUGUUAAAUUUCAAUUUACGAAAAAUGUCUCGCAUACAAUUGCCCAAAUAUAAUUGCAGGAAAAAACAGAUUACCGAAAACAAUUAUACGAAAUAAUAAUUUCGCGAAUACAAUUUUCCAAAAGUACAAUUUUUCGAAAGAGUUUUUCUUCGAAUAAACAGUUUCCCGAAAAGACAAUUUCUCUAAAAUACAAUUCCGCGAAAUGGCAAUUUACGAAAAAGGCAAUAUCUCCAAAAGACAUUUUUUCAGAAAAAAGUUUCUCAAGAAUACAAUUCCUCGAAUGAACUUGCCUACGAAACAAGCGUGUACCCCAUAUAAGCGUAUUACCCCAUCACAGCACUUGCGCUGUUAAGUGAGAUUAGCUCGCUCGAAGAUCAAUAAUAAUUAUAGCAGUGGAGUGGCUCAUGAAAAUACUUGCAGUGUUAAUCUAUUUUUUAACUGAAACACCAACACGAUCACUAAUAAUCACACAAUUUAAGUUCUAACCUAACCUAACCUGUCCACCAUUUACAAGCCCAUCACAGAAUUCGUCUCUAUGUCAUCGAUUUUUAUAAACUGAAACACAGUCACUAUCACAACUAUCAACCACUAUGUAUAAAAUGUAAUAAGUUCUUAAAAUUAUUUUUUA